AUUUUUUUUUUAUUGCGACGAAUCUGUCAUUAAAUUUUUCACCAUCCAUCUACUAAAUUGUCGCUCGCAGUGAUCGUUGAACCUCAUUACUAAAAAUGACGUUCCUACCAAACAACAAACUAUGUGAAGAAUUGGAUUCUGCCCGCUGGGUUGUUACUUAUAUAUUCUAUCUUCUAGGACAGUACGGACAAGUGGCUGGAUUAGAUGCGAUUUAGCAUAUAACGUACAUAUAUGCAUAUGUCGUUUCGUGAAUCACGUACAUUGAAAAUGAUGAUAUAACCUUGUAUCGGUGAUACAAGAAUAACGACUCCUGAGAUCAGCAUUGGGCCACUAUUAAUAUUUCUAAGAACAAAAAGAAAAAUUGUGACCUUCAAUUUUGAUUUGGAUUUUUUUUUUUAAUAUAACACGUGAUUGCUUCACUAUUCUUCUUGGCCACAAGCUUGACUUUCCAAUAAUUUUGUUCGCCGAAUCGGGAAUAAAGCUCAAUUCUGUUUGAUUCGUGACAUCGUAAGAUUCGAUUUCUUGCAUGACGAUAAGGCUAAAACUAAACUACAUUCAAACCUCUAUAAAUUAAUAAGUUGGGACUACACCAGAACUAUAAUCUUUUUUAUUAAUUUAUAUAGAUAUUAAUUUAUCGAUAUACUAAUUGAAUCAAAAAUUCAAUUUAGGACAAAAAAAUUAUAUUAUUUUAUAAAUAAUUUUAGUGUAUAUUAAUUUUUAGAGUAUUAAUUUUAAAAAAUUAUAUUGUAGUUUACUUUUUUUCUCUCAACCGGCCACGCAAAAAUAAAAUAUUCUUAACAAGUAGUAAUAUCACACUAUCUCUGGUUUUCGCAAAUAUUUUAUUCAGGCAUUACAUUUGAUAUAUAUAUAUGUAUAUAUAUAUUUUUUUUAACAACAUAUAUAUAUAUAUAUAUAUAUAUAUAUGUUGUUAUAUACGUUCAUAUAUAUGACAACAUAAUUAAACAUGCGCACGGACUUUAUAUAAUUAAGCGCUUCAUUUCCGCAAACAUUAAAAUUAAUUUUCAUUUAUGAAGUAAAUAUAAAUGUAAAUAAAGUUAGAUUCACGUGAAGAUAUCAUAACCUCUUUCUUGUAAUUUCAUAUAUCGACCUAUGCGACAGUUACAAAAUAAUCUCUCAUUUGCCACAAAAAUGUUAGACAUGACUGAUUGGUAUCUAGGUAGUUAGAAGUGAACAAUUUGCUGCAAGCUGAGCAAAAUUAUUAUAUGCAUUUUGUAACACUAUCAUCAAGUUUUACAGAAAAUAUUUUUCUUUUAAUUUGGGUAAAACCAUCAUUUAAUUCUUAAUUAUCCAUCGACAAAAUUUUGUGGAAGUGAUUGUUCAACCUCGUAAAAGAACUGGAUUCUGCCAUAUGAACUUCUUUAGCUAUUGUUACAUAGAGGAUAUAGAAUAGCACGGGCCAAUUGCGGAGAAAUUAGAUGUGAUAUGCAUAUUACAUACAUAAGUGUGUGUCGGUAAACAUUGAAAAUGAUGAUAACCUUGUAUUCUUUUUCUUUUUUUUUCCUGAUAGAAUAACGACUCUUGAGAUCAAAUUUGGGCCACCAUUAAUAUGAUCAUUUGAAGAAGAAAAAUAAAAACUAUCUAUCUUCUUUGCCAUGACCUUGACUUAACAUAAACCUUAUUCGCUGGGGAUAAAGCCCAAUUUGGUUUGAUUAUUGACAUCGUAAUAUAUUCGAAUUCCAUGCGAUAAGGGUAAAACGGAACCACGUAGAUUACCUUUAUUGCACAAGUGGUCAUAAGAAAAUAUUCGAAUUCUUGAGAUGGUAUCAUGCGAUCUCGAGUUUUCUCAAAUACUGAAGAAGCGAAGGAGCUAUAGCCCUUUUGUAUGGCGCAUGAAAAAGUUAAGACUGUGUCAAAGAGGUGAGACCAAAAGUCCAAAGCUAAAAUGAUAGUAAAUUGGAUAGUCAACAUAUUAUUUAUUCAACUGAUGAAUACAUAUUGAACGGGUAUCUUAGAAUGUUUUGUAUACAUAUCUUGAAUACAAAUAACCGUUACAAAAUAAUUAAAAUUGCUAUAAAAUCUAAUAUAUUGCAGUUUUGUACAGCUCAUAAAUUUGAAAGAAUUACAUGAUUCGUCCGUAUCAUAUUAUUCUUCACAGCUAAGAUUUUGCUAUCUCCUUUUCUUAAAGAAGACUCAAACACUUCUUUGUCCCUUUCCUUUGGUAACAUUUUUGAUCCUUAACUCUAUUAGUCUGUAAAAGCCAAGAGUAACUCAACCGACCAUAACUCCAAAUUUUUACAUAUAUUCCAUAUAUUCCACUAUCUUAUCUUAAGUUAAGAUUCUCAACACUCUUUCAAUUUUUUUUUUUGAAUAUGGGAAACUGUUCCCCCCUGAAUCAGUUAGAUUUGAUAUAUUUAAGCUUCAAAAAACUCAUUCAUCAAUAGUUUUAGUUCAGUAAUUGGGUUUAUCGUAUGAUGAAAAAGGAUUUUCACUAGGUACAGAUAUACACGUAUGAUAUGACUUCGGUUAAUGGAAAAUAGAGUAAAACUGACUCCAAACUUAGAUAGUAACAUGAAAAUACUAAUUGAAUUUAUAAGUCCAUUCACAAUUUUUUUCUUUUAUACAGUUACUUGUAUAUGAAUUUAUGUGAAAUAAUUUAGUUUUCUAGAUUUGACUAUUUUCUCUUUCAUAGCAUUUGUUUUAAUAUUUUGUGUAACUAUUUUAUUUAAAACUUCUUAUGCUUUUCGACUAUGCAUGCCUUUUUCUCUUAUUACUUCUCUUUUUUUUUUCUGUUCUUACAAAAAUUAAUUGCGUUAGAUGGUUAGUACUUUUCUAAAAAUCAGACACGUAACAUUAUGUCCACAAGUCAGAGAACCAAGAUUCGAACAAUAGCAUCUAGAAUUUUCGUUCCAUUUGUCUGCACGCAUUCGUGAAGUUGCUACAUUCGUGAAAUUUUCAAAUAUAAGAGCACAUAUAUGGUCGAUCUUUAACACAUAACACAACAAGAACUCAAAGUCACUUCUCUCAUAUUGAUUCCAAAAUUCCUAAAGCUUUCCAUUUUACACUCCUGAUAUCUCAUUCCGAUAAAGAAAUUAUAAUCUUUCCCCUGAGUUGAAGAUUAAUUUUACAUAUCCUAAAAAGUUAAUUUCUUUCAAAAUCCAUACUAUUACCACCGAUGGAGAAGCUACAAAAGAUGGUCUCCGAGAAACCUGUAGUGAUCUUCAGUAAGAACUCGUGCUGCAUGUCUCACUCAAUCAAGACUCUCUUCAUUGACUUUGGCGUGAACCCAGCGAUCUAUGAGUUAGACGAAAUCACCAGAGGAAAGGAGAUAGAACAUGCACUCGCUCAGCUAGGCUGCAGCCCGACCGUGCCGGUGGUGUUCAUAGGAGGGCAGCUCGUUGGUGGAGCCAAUCAAGUCAUGAGUCUUCAUCUUAAUCGCUCUCUUAUCCCAAUGCUUAAAAGCGUUGGAGCGUUAUGGGUUUAGUAAUAACUAAACACACACACAUACAAAUCCCAUCAAGUCUGCACGUACGUAGCGUAAUGAUAUGCUGGACGACAACAUUAUUUGAGCAAUGGAAACACUUGUCGACAUUGGCUAAAGAGUAGUAGAACACCAAAUGUCAUUUUUGAUUUAUAAAGAAGGUAUACGUCGAAAUAUUUGAGCUGAAAGAUAGUCUAGAUAUUGUGAGUUUGUUUCAACUAAUGACAUAUUUGAGAAAAUUAAAAUUUAUUAUACAUGAAACACAAUGUGUUCAUGAGCAUAGAAAUAAAAUAUUAUGUUAUGUUCUCUUAUGUUAAGUUAAUAAUAGAAAAUAUAAAUUUGUUAUUUUUUUUGGUAGCUCAUGACAUAAACAUUUUAAUUUUUGUUGUCAUUGAUAGAGGCGGUGUAGAACUUGUGAGACUAGUGUGAAAGCAGGACAUGGUUAGAGUUGUGACAUUGUGGUCUAAUUUUCAUUUACAUACAAGUUUAAGUGUAUUUAAAUACUAUAAUUUGGGUUAUGUAUAUUGUGAGUGCAAUUCUGCUAAGAUUAAUGUGUUUGACAAACAUUUAAUUUGUGGCUCCGAUGAACAAUACACUACUUAGUUGUAUGCAGUUUUUGUAAGGGAUUAUAUAUAGAAAUGAUAAGCGUGAAAACUAACAUUCGAUAACUAAAAACAAUUGGGGAAAGAACUUGAGGACAACAAAUAUUUGGCCGAUUUGUCAGAAAACGUAAAAUAUUGGAGAUGGGUCAUUGUAUUAGAAUCUUAUUAUGAAAAACAAAUAGAGUGUGAGUAUCCACAUGAGAAUUGAGAUAAGAAGAAAAAAAA
Brassica rapa (field mustard) is the source of this 4266-nucleotide messenger RNA. Its product is annotated as monothiol glutaredoxin-S4. The record is from RefSeq and is a predicted model, not a curated record. NCBI's taxonomy places the organism in Eukaryota, Viridiplantae, Streptophyta, Magnoliopsida, Brassicales, Brassicaceae.